Messenger RNA from Pygocentrus nattereri (red-bellied piranha), 3789 nucleotides. Its product is annotated as microtubule-associated protein 1A-like. The coding region runs from base 159 to 1133 and encodes 324 amino acids. The record is from RefSeq and is a predicted model, not a curated record. Gene Ontology annotation, biological process: nucleus organization. The transcript is spliced from 3 exons. Gene Ontology annotation, cellular component: nucleus. NCBI's taxonomy places the organism in Eukaryota, Metazoa, Chordata, Actinopteri, Characiformes, Serrasalmidae.
UUUCUUUCUUUCCUUAUUAGAUAGUUUCAGUGUUUUUUUUUCCUCUUCAUUCUGCUGGAUCAAGCUGUUGAAGAAGAAGACAGAACGACUGAGCUUAGACUGACCUGUCCAAGAAGACACACAAAGGAAUCACAUGAAGAGUGGAAAAAGAGGAGAAAAUGGAAGAGAGAGAAAAAAUCUUAGAGGAAAGAGAGAAGCUUCUGAAUCGGAAAGAAAUGAAUUUACGGGAAAGAGAAAAGCAUCUGGAUGGGAGGGAGACCUGUUUGGAACAGAGAGAAAAGCAUCUGGAUGGGAGGGAGACCUGUUUGGAACAGAGAGAAAAGCAUCUGGAUGGGAGGGAGACCUGUUUGGAACAGAGAGAAAAACAUCUGGAUGGGAGGGAGACCUGUUUGGAACAGAGAGAAAAGCAUCUGGAUGGGAGGGAGACCUGUUUGGAACAGAGAGAAAAACAUCUGGAUGGGAGGGAGACCUGUUUGGAACAGAGAGAAAAACAUCUGGAUGGGAGGGAGACCUGUUUGGAACAGAGAGAAAAACAUCUGGAUGGGAGGGAGACCUGUUUGGAACAGAGAGAAAAACAUCUGGAUGGGAGGGAGACCUGUUUGGAACAGAGAGAAAAACAUCUGGAUGGGAGGGAGACCUGUUUGGAACAGAGAGAAAAGCAUCUGGAUGGGAGGGAGACCUGUUUGGAACAGAGAGAAAAACAUCUGGAUGGGAGGGAGACCUGUUUGGAACAGAGAGAAAAGCAUCUGGAUGAAAGAGAUAUUCGCUCAGACAGGAAAGAGCUCUAUUUACAACAGAGAGAUAAGCGUCUGGAUGAAAGAGAGACCCGUUUGGAACGAAGAGAAAAGUGUUUGGAUGAAAAAGAGACUCGUCUGCCAGAAAGAGAUCUUCGUUUGUUGGAGAGAGAGAAGCAUCUGGAGAGAACAGAGAGAACAUGGCUCUAUGAAAGAGAAAGUACUCAGGCAAAAUCAGCCCUGAGAGAGAGGUGGAAAGAGUUGCGACAGAGGGGAGGAGAGCAGAGAGAGAGUGAAACUGAAGAGAAAAGGACACUACAGAAUCUACUGUUGAAGAAACGCCCUGUUGCAGAAGCUCAGUUUGUGGGAUCAGCAGUAAAGUUUAUGCCUGGUGAGUGAACAUCUGUUUCAGAUGGAUGUUCCAGGAAAGGAAUAAGUUCUCCAGUUGCCUUCCCGAUACCUCCCAUCAGAAGAAGAGAAAGUAUUGGUGAACCUCCAAGCUGUAAGUCAAUAUUCUGUCAGAAUUUGAGUCAUUGUUCAUUGUUUAGGUGUCUGGAUUUAACAUUGUUACCAUUAAAGGGUGAUUCCAGUGACUUUUCUCAUUUUUUUGCAUAACUAAAUGUUUGUUGUAAACAUUCAGAGUCAUUCAGAAAUGGUUCGAUGUGAUCAGACUCUUGUACUAACCCUCAUCAACCAUGAGCUCCUCUAAGCAGCUGGCAGAAGAUCUGAAAAUGAAGGUAACUGAUUCCUACAAAGCAGGAGAAUACUAUAAAAAGGUAUCAAAGCACUUCCAACAUACAAUUUCCUCUAGCUGAAAGAUCAUUAAGGAGAGCUGUGGAAGUCAAGGUAAGAUCUAGAGGAACUAGAAAACUCUCUGAUAGAACCUCUCGUAUGCCCAAAAAAAGGCAAAGCAAAACCCCCACAUGACACCAAAGCACCUGCAGGAAGGUUUAGCUGAGUGGCGAUGCAUCAUUCUACUGUGUUUUUGCACAAAAAAGCCCCGAAUGGAAGAGUCAUCAGAAGUGAAUCUUAGCCGUGACCUCAUUGUAAAAUUCAGUGUCUGAAGUGCGCAAAACAACAUCAAGUUAAUCCAGAAGCAUGUUGGAAAUGAUCGCUGUGGACUGAGGAAGUAAAAAUUUAACCCACUCGCCAUAAUCAUCAAAAGUAUGUUUAGAAAAAAGGAGCAGCAUUUGAUGAAAAGAACAUCAUGCCAACUGUUAAGCAUGGGGUUGACCUGUUUUGCUUUGAGGUUGUGUGGAAGCCAGUAGCUCAGAAAACACUGCAUGGACAGGUGGAAGAGUGGAUUCCACCAAGUAUCAGAAAACUCUGGAAGAAAAUGUGAUGCAGUCAGUAAAGAAACUGAAGCUGAAAACCAAUGAAUUACCGUUUCAAAAUCUACCAUGAACUACUUUAAAGACUACAAGCUGAAGCUUUUGGAAUGUUUCUCACAGUUCACUUGAUGUUUUUGGACGUCGUAUGUCUUUACGUAUUAACGUCAGACACACAGGCUCAAAAAAAGGUCCGGCUCGAUGUUUAGGGCUCAAAUGAUCUCAAAAUCAACACCAUACUGAUGAAGAUGUGUUGACAUUAGUAGAUAAUUCACUCACAGCUCCUUCACCACGUUUAGACUGAGCUCUCUCUGAGUUCACUUUAAAUCAUCAGAUUCAUCCACUUGGGGAAGGGGUCUGAAGCACAACCCAUUCUAAAAAAAAAGUGUGCUUCUGAAUGUUGUGUGCAGUUACAGAUCUCCACCAAAAAGGACUCCAAAUCCCCAAAUCCUAUCCUAAUGGUCUAUUACCUGAGAUGAAAUAAAUGCAUUGAAAUGCACUGAAACUGUGGAACUGUAUUGCUUGAUUAAGGUUCUUGCAGUAAUUAAGUUUUUCUUUGCCUGCAGUGGGGAAAGAAAAAAGCCCACCAAAUCCAGAGGAAUCUGCGACCAAACCUGACCCUGGCACCCAGAGCUGAGUUCAGCGUGGAGGUUAAGUCUAGUGAUUCUGGAGCUUAAACCAACCUGGAAUCAUCUGGGAAACAUUCAAUAAAACUGCCAUUUUCCUCUUUUUAACUUCAUAUUUUAUUUACACUUUACCUGACAAAGAUCAUGAGGCUUUUAUAAGCUCUGCAGCUUCAAAACCUCAUUCAGCCGGACAAUGAUACGAAAUGCGCAAGCAAGUCCACCUCUGAAUGACUCAAAAGAAACAAAAUUUAGGUUGUGGAGUGGCCGAAUCAAAGUCCUGACUUAAAUCCCAUUGAGAGGCUGUGGAAAAACCUUAAAUAGGCAGUUGAUACUCGAAAACUCUCCAAUGUAGCUGGAUUAAAACAAUUCUCCAAAGAAGAGUGGGCCAAAAUUCCUCCACAGUCAUGUAAAAGACGCAAGCAAGUUUGUGAUGAGCACAUUGAAUGCACAUUUAAAUUUGUUUGCUUAUACAUAUAAGAGCAUUAAUAAUGAAUUGUGUGUGGUGACUUUUUUUUUUUGACGGACGCUUAACAGAGUUGAACAAACUCGGACUCUCACCACUAGUGAAACCAACGAGGGGUGAGCAACCUGGCUUGGAACCCGAGACAGCUGUGUCUUGGCACGUUUAUUGCUCGACAUAUUCUCUUCCACACCUACUUCGUGCUUGUGGAGUGAACUGUAUAUAUUGUACCUGUAUGUUUAUGUACAUGUGUAUAUACAUUACUUAGCACAAACAUUGUUUGGUGUCUGGGGAAGGAAACACACUUGCAUAUAGAUCAUUAAAUGUUGCAACUACUGUGGUAAAGAGCUGUUUGCAUGGUGAGCUCAAUUGAGAGUGGUAUAUUGUGCUGCCCCGACCUUAAAGGUGUUUGUAAGAACAUUCUCUGUGGAACCCCAAUAAGGUAGGCUUCUGUAGCACGGACUGUAAAUAUUUAUAGUACGGGAUGAAAAUACAGCAUGCUUUUUACAAGUUAUCACAAAUGUUUGAUUGCAAGAUUGGCACAACUAGCUAUUAGGUUUACUGGGACAAGUACAUUUUCACAUGGAUGAUACAGGUUUUGAACAAAUGUUCAUUUUUAAUAAAUGGAAUGGUCAACUUAA